GGUUCGAACCCUGGGGUUGGCCAACCUUGGGGGGUCAUCCCAGGUCGUCCUCUGUGUGGAGUUUGCAUGUUCUCCCCGUGUCUGUGUGGGUUUCUUUCGGGGGCUCCGGUUUCCCCCAUCAUCAAAAAGACAUGCAUGUUAGGGUUUACACUCCUGUCUGUGCCCCUGACCAAGGUAAUGGCAAGAAGAACUGGGGUUGGUCCCCGGGCGCUGCAGCUGCCCACUGCUCCUAGCUACACAGCGAGGAUGGGUUAAAUGCAGAGGGUGUUUUCCCUACGGGAUCAAUAAAGUAUCUCCAAAUUAAAAAUAAUAAAAAAAUCGAUUAUAGGUGCUUCUCAUUAACGUUUGUUAUCUACAAUCGUUUGUGGGUAGUGUCCUGGUUAUUAUAGCAAAACGUUUCUGAGAACAUGGCCCAAAUCAAUAGAAUGGACUGUGCAAAAAGGCACGGGUGCCAGAGAACCAACGCGAUACAAAGAUGUCCACUGAUCCACUGCCACCAUGAACCUUAAGCUGCUCUUUUUCUGCCUCGUCUUGCUGGUGCUGGCGAUUCCUGCAGAACUGAAAAGAGAGAAAAGGCACAUAAGACAUGGUUGGCAUGGACACGUACAAAGACAUGGACAUGCAAAACAUAUCAAAAAGUAUGGACGGUAUAUGGACUUUAUUCAAGACUAUUUUUUUCAGCUUGUAGACGUAGACGAUGAUGAUGAUGACGACGAUGACAAUAACCCAGACUGGAUUUUAAAGAUUCAAGGGCCAGCAGGGCAGUGCAACCCAAACCCUUGCCUCAACAAUGGGGUUUGUGAAGAACGUGGCUGGAGAAUAUUUAGAUGUGACUGUCCAGAACCCUUCAAGGGCAGGAAGUGUGAGAGAGUUCCCAAGAUUUGUAAGAGGGGUCUAUGCGGGCGUGGUGAGUGUGUGCUGACUUCUACUCCUCCUUUCUACGAAUGCAAAUGCAAGAAGCCCUUCGUACCUCCACACUGCGAUUCGGUUAUGGUGUGUAACCCUAAUCCAUGUGCAAAUGGGGGGAUAUGCAUCAGGGAUGGCAUGGAUUUUGAUUGCGAGUGCCCCCCAGGAUUUACAGGCCGUUUCUGCCAUGUUGGCCCAAAUGACUGUUAUAUCGGCGAUGGAGAGUCAUAUCGUGGCAAUGUGAGUGAGACAGAUGACGGGGAUGAGUGUCUGUACUGGAACUCUCACUUCAUCCUGGAGGAAGGAAUUGAUCCAUUCAGUUCCUAUAAGAACAACGAUGGACUGGGCCCUCACAAUUUCUGCAGAAAUCCAGAUGGGGACUCGAUGCCCUGGUGUUUCAUCAGAAGAGGCCGUAAGCUGCUGUGGGACUACUGUGAUGUGACAGAGUGCCGUGGGCCCACAGCUGUUCCACCACCUAAGGCACCAACUGAGGCACCAACCAAGGCACCAAUUGUACCUCCUAGACCUCAGCCCACACAAGCUUCCUCGCGUCUUUCAACUGAGAAACCCACUGAGGCUUUGGCACCUUUGCCUAAGCCAACCGAAGUCACAGAUCAGACCACCACUGAGCCCCAGCAGUUCUCCACCUGUGGGAAAUCCCAGCCUAAGAAGUCUUUCAAACGAAUCUUUGGGGGUCUGAAAGUUUCACCCGGGACUCACCCCUGGCAGGUGUCCGUCCAGACGAGAAAAAAAGGCAGCAACCACGGUUAUAGCCACAUCUGCGGAGGGGUGCUCAUUGACAGCUGCUGGGUGCUGACAGCUGGUCACUGCAUCGAUAACAAUUAUGACAUGGAAGUGGUCACUGGCAGCGUGUCACUGGAUUCAGACGAGCCCACAGAGCAAACCUUGCAAGUGGAGGAUGCCAUUAUCCAUGAAAACUACAGAGAAGCUCCUGAUGCUGUUUACAAUGACAUAGGUUUGUUGAAGCUGAAAGGUAGAGAUGGAACCUGUGCCAAUGAGACACAGUUUGUGAAAGCAGCCUGUUUGCCAGAUAUCACACUGCCUGAUGGGAUGGAGUGCACCAUUUCUGGAUGGGGCGCCACAGAGCAAUCUGCUUUCGGUUCCAACCACCUGCUGGAUGCAAAGGUGAUGCUGAUCAACCAUGAGAAAUGCUCUGAAAAGAAGAUUUAUGGAAGUGUUCUGGAUAACUCUAUGUUAUGUGCCGGCCACCUGCAGGGAGGUGUGGACUCCUGUCAGGGUGACUCUGGAGGACCAUUAACAUGUGACCAGCACGGUAGCCAUGUCAUUUAUGGUCUGGUGAGCUGGGGAGACCAGUGCGGGAGGAAACUAAAACCAGGUGUCUACACACGAGUCACCAAUUUCCUGGAUUGGAUAAAGGCAAAGAAACGUGCAAUAUCAACAUAAGCAGCCUUCAUUAUCUGAUCUCAGGCCAGCCAGUAUGAAAUGCUUCAGCUAUGCUUGGAACAGGAGUUUUGCAUCAGGAUCCGUGCUGCGUAUGUGCACCCUACCUCACUAACUGAGACAGAUACAGAAACAUUUGUUGAAACAUGACAAAUACACGUUUUGUAUUAAGCAGCGGGCGAACAUAUGGUGGAAGUUAAGCUUGGAGUUUUCAAACAACUAGCUUGCCAGUGGUCAUCAACGAUUUGUGUUAUGAUUUUUAUUCUUUAUAAAGAAAGCUUCUUUAAAGUUGUAAGGUUCUCAUUCUUAGGUCAGCAAUAAAUUACGUUAUCA
Molecule: messenger RNA, 2661 nt
Organism: Lampris incognitus (smalleye Pacific opah)
Lineage: Eukaryota; Metazoa; Chordata; Actinopteri; Lampriformes; Lampridae
Product: hyaluronan-binding protein 2-like
Exons: 14
Coding region: 499-2331 (610 amino acids)
Biological process (GO): proteolysis
Molecular function (GO): serine-type endopeptidase activity
Source: RefSeq, a predicted model, not a curated record